This is a messenger RNA of Gordionus sp. m RMFG-2023, 3867 nucleotides long. Its product is annotated as unconventional myosin-XV-like. The record is from RefSeq and is a predicted model, not a curated record. Bases 225 to 3662 code for a protein of 1145 amino acids. The transcript is spliced from 21 exons. Gene Ontology annotation, cellular component: cytoskeleton. Lineage: Eukaryota; Metazoa; Nematomorpha; Gordioida; Chordodea; Parachordodidae.
UUUCUUGUAUAUUCUUGUUAAUUGAGAAGGGAACAUUAAGCCCAUCAAUUAGCUAUUCGAUAUUCUUGGUUCAAACUAUUUAUGUGACUUCUAAUUUUGUUUCUAGGAUCACUAUUCAGCUAAGAGAUACAAAAUUUAUUCUGUAAAUUUGAUGGAAAUUCUGUGUUCUCCACCGAUGAUCAUAAAAUAAUGCAUUAAAGGAGGAUUUACUUUAACAACAAAAUAUGCUCAAAAAGAAAAAUUAUAUUCACAAAAAGGAGGUAUUUUCCCCAAUGGAAGAAGUGAAUGAUAUAAUCGAAUUGCGAAAUAUCGUCAAACAAAUCAUUCAAGAUGUAUAUUCGGAAAAUUAUGACUCGAGAAUGAGCGAAAAGGAAGCUAUGAAAUUGAAGACAUUCAUUAGAAAUAACGGAAUUGACAUAAAUAGGAUCUACGAUAUCAAGUUAACCAUACUGAAAUUGAUCAUAGAAGAGGCUAAAAUCCUACCUUUGUAUUUUAACCGAUUUUUCCCAGUGUGCUGCGAAAGUUUAAGAGGCAGAGAUCAUUUAUUAGCCAUAAGUCACUCGGGUAUCAAAUUAGUGAAUCGACAUCGUGAAAAUUACGAAGGCGAAAAAUUGAACAUAUUAGAAAGUCACGGAUUUGACUCGAUAAACGAUAUACAAAUAACAACAUUAAACACGAUAAAAAUUUUACUGAAAAAUUCAAAAUCGUUAAUUCUUCAUACUCAAUGGGUAUACGAAAUUAACGAUAUAAUAACAGCAUUCUUAAAGGAAACUAAAUUGAUUGAAUUGUCUCUAGAAGCCAACAAAAAACGCAAUAAUCAUAACGAUACCUCUAAUUAUAUUUUUAAGGAUUCGAGUUUAAAAUUCGAUGAUUCAAAUGCAAAAUUUAGUAAAUUAGCCAACAAACUAAACUUCUUACGUAAAUCUCGAAGAGAUUCUAUAGUGAGCGAUUCUCCUAAAGACACCCUGCCAUAUCAAAACAAACAUAAUAGUAUUUCUCAAAAAUUACGCACCAAUUCGAUGAAAAGUUUGAUAAAUAUCGGUUUAAAUUCCAAGCUUAGAAACCAGGAUAGAUGGAGACUUAACAAAAGUAGGAAAGAACCUUCUCCCACACCACCUACUCAGAAUGGGUGGACCAAUGGGAAUUCAUACAGAACUGAAGAUCCAUUUCAGACAUCCUCCAUUGUACAUAAUGAUAAGCGAGCCUCCCCUCCAUCUAUAUUUCAAAACCAAAAGGUGUACGACGAAGACAAACGGAGGAGACAUCACAGCGAUCAAUUACAUUUAAAACACCCAUUCACCGCGCUCGGACAAAGUGGCAUGUUUAGCAAAAGUUCUAUAAAACUUUUUCCAAACGACGGCCCCUACGUUGACAACAAAAAUAAUCGAUAUAAAUCAGGCUGGAAAGGGGAAAUUUCGGACAAGGCUUCGGAUUUAAGUUCGACCCGUCACUCGCUAAUCAAACCUCAAAAUUAUUGGAGCAAUAAUCAUGACCAAUACCAUUCAAACGGAAACGAAAAAUCUAAUACCACUUACAGAUUCGAGACCGAUGGGUCUAAGAAACCGUAUUUUGAAACCGUAAAAAGCUACUCAAAUCAAAAUAACGGAAACAACUUGAGUCACAAAGCCGAACCACCUAUUUUUCACAAAGAUAGCGUCUUGUCCAAAGCAAACGAUUUAAAGCAUCACGAUUCUAAUUUUACCCGUCCCCCUCAGAAAUUCAGCAAUCCACCCUCCCAAAAUUUGCAAACGAAAAAUUAUAAUAAUCAUAGGAAUGGAAACGGCCACGGUUUAAAUCAUAAUGGUAGCAAUAGUUAUGAUAACGCGAUGGCAGACAAUGUUACGGAGUACGAUGAAAGGAACAUUUACAAAAACAGUUGGAGAGAUAUCCCUAUCAACAAGGAUUUAAAUCAUUCCUUCUUCAGCAAUUACAGCAGCAAUAAUAAUUUUACGAAUGGAUCGCCGAAGAUCAUCGAGGAUGACAUCAAUGUAUACGAUUCAUAUUGCCUAAAUUCCUCCAAUCCGCACAGCUUUUUUUAUUACGCCCUUCUUAAUUUCAGAAUUUGUUUAGAAAAGUUGAAUUUAGAUCCAUCUUUGGAAUUAUUGCACGAAAAAUGUAUUCAAAGCGGAGAAGAUGAGACACUCUCAUGCUUAUUAAACUUAAAGCAGAAAUAUUUUCGCAAAUUUGACGAAAGGGAACACAUAAAAUUGAUAACUUAUAUCAAAAAACCAUUAGACAGAUCCCUAUUGAAACUAAAAUCGAACGAAGAAAGUAAAUUGGCGUUGGAAUGCUUUUUAGCUUUAUUACGAUACAUGAAUGAUUAUCCCAUGUCAGGGACUGAAAUUGGAGAAGUGGAUUGUAUUUAUACCAUACUCACUUCUUGCCACCGAUUUUCCGACCUUCAAGAUGAAAUCUUUUGCCAAAUCAUAAAACAAUUAAUUAACAACAAGAGCGAUUCAAAAGAGAGUUGUGUUAAGGGAUGGAAAGCGAUGAUCAUCAUGACUUCUUAUUUCAACGGAAGCGAGAAAUUCCGUCCUUACCUGUUAAAUUUUAUUCAAUCAACCAGUUUGGACAGAAAUGAAUCUUGUUGCGAUAUUGCCAAAGAAUGUCUCAAUAAUUACGAAAUGACUAUUAAAUUUGCGGGUCGCAAAAACGUCCCAAGCGCUGAGGAGAUUUUAGCUUUAUCAUAUGGGAAAUCGUUUAAAAGACAGUUUUACAGAAUCCCUGGAGGAGGUGGUAGACUCUUUCAAUUGAAAUGUAGUUCGGUUGUGGAGAAAGUCAUCAAAGACAUAUGUUGGGAUUUACUUGAAGCCAAGGACAAAAAGGAAUCUUCCGAAUUUGCUCUAUACAUUGUCUACCCAACUAAAAAGGUGGAAUAUUUGAAUAAAGAUGAAUAUAUAUUAGAUGUAACUACUGAACUGGACAAAAAAUUUGUCCCAGACACCAAAAACGGAUACUUUAUAUUUUUCAAAAGAAAUAUGUGGUCUUAUCAGCUUAAUUUUGCUAACAUGGGUCAAUGCUACAUCGAAUUUCAUUAUAAACAGAUCUUAGCUGACUAUUUAGCAGGACUCAUUUUCAUGAUACCAAAUUUAACUAUCGGGCCACGAAUACCUCAAUAUAUUGAAGACGACUUAGCUGAACUCGCUUGCUUGAUUCAUAGAGCGAGUGGGGCCGAAUCUCAUCCUGCCCUCGAUGACAUUUCAUUCCUUUUCCCCGAAACGCUUUUAGAAAAUUUGUAUUUCGACAAAAACCAUUGGCAUAACAUAAUAUUAACUAUAAGGAAAGAGUUUAAUAGAUUGAGCCCAUCCGAAGCGCGCAUCAAGUUUAUGGAAUCGUUACUUAAAUCUUCCCAACUGUUCGGUAGUACUUAUUUCAACGUUAAAUGUUCUUACGAUCAAGAAGAACUGGACGAGAAAAUACUUGCAAUCAAUAAAACAGGAAUAUAUUUUCUCCCGCCAAAUGCACAUGAAAUCUUGCAACAUCAUCCAUACAGAAGAAUUGAGAGCGUUAAUAAAAGUAUAAUGCCGAAUGGAAGUUUUAUAGAGUUAAAAGUUAAAACGAGCACAGUUUUUAGAAUUUUGAAAAUCUCGACAGAUCAGUGCCAUGAAGCCUUUUACUUGUUAAAUGCCUACAUGCGCAAAGAGUUCGAAAAUAUUUUCUAACACUCAAGGUAGUAUGAUAACAAACACCAAAAUAGUGGAGAUAUAAGUUGCUGUCAGAUUAUGAUAUAAUCAUGCCUUUCCUUUGCAAUGUUUAUACAAUACAAGGUUUAAUUUUUGGAGAAUACAAAUAUAAUAAGAUAACAAAUGUAAACACAUUUUUUUAAAGAAAAAUAUUAUUUAUGAAGCAUUAUAAAAUAAUACCUUU